ACGUGUACGCCGUCGGCUGCGAGAGUACGAGCGGAGCCCUUUAAUCCAGACGCAUUUCAGCGAUGGCUUCUACCCUCAACGGCAAAAUUCACGCGCCCGGGACUUGCCCGGGCUCCAAAGCCGAUGCCCGUGGCGGCACUGGCUGGAGAAUGGACUGUGAUCCCGACAUGCACGUGAAAAUGUGCAAGAAGAUCGCCCAGCUCACCAAGGUGAUCUAUGCCCUGAACACCCGCCAGGAUGAGGCUGAGGCCAGCAUGGAGGCGCUGCGCGAAGCCCACCAGGAGGAGCUGCGGGACGCGGUGGCCGAGACCGAGGCCAGGCUCCUGCAGGACCAGGGCCGCGCGGGGCAGGAGGCCCUGCUCCAGCGCAUCCAGGCCCUGGAGAGCGCCCUGGAGCUGCAGAAGAGGCUGACGCAGGAGGCGCUGGCCCAGUCGGCCACGUGCAGGCUGGAGACCAAAGAGAGGGAGCUGAGGGUGGAGGCCGAGCACGCAGAGCGGGUCCUCAGCCUCUCCAAGGAGAUGCUGGAGCUCAAGGCCGACUACGAGAAGAGGCUCCGGCACCUGAGCGGCCACGAGGCGCCCCGGUGGGGCCGGCUCUCCCAGGAGGGCCCCGACCCCAAGGCAGAGCCGGGCUGCGGCCCCGAGAUGCGGGAGGUCCUGCUGGAAGUGGAGCGGCUCCGGGUGGAGAACCAGCAGCUGAGCAAGGACUACGCCCGCAAGGCCGAGGAGCUGCAGGCCACCUACGAGCGGGAGAACGAGGCCAUCCGGCAGGCCAUGCAGCAGUCGGUGAGCGAGGCCCUGUGGCAGUGGCAGGAGAAGGAGACCGACCUCCGCAAGAACUUCCAGGUCCAGGAGUCGGCCCUGCAGGCCCAGGUCCGCAAGCUGGAAGGGGAUCUGGAGCACAGAGGCCGCAAGAUCAGCGACCUGAAGAAGUACGCCCAGAAGCUGAAGGACAGGAUUCAGGACCUGGAUGUGCAGCUCAAGGAGGCUCGACAGGAGAAUUUGGAGUUGAAAAGCACUGCCAAAAAACUGGGGGAGAAGCUGGCUGUUGCCAAAGACAGGCUGAUGCUGCAGGAGUGUCAUGUUGCACAGAAAACAGAUGACAUGAAGACGGAGCAAGUUUCAGAGAGUGAAGCCCUAGGGAAGGAGAAUGGUUUGGAAGCCCGCAGUCUUCAUCCUCAGCAGGAUCAGAACUUUGCCAAGGAGUGUCCGUGCACAAAAGGAGGCACAUAUGCACAGACCAAGAAAGAGGCAGAUAUUGAGACGGAAUAUAUGAAGCGGCAGUACGAAGAAGACCUUCGUAAAAUCAAACAUCAGACAGAAGAGGAGAAGAAACAUCUCAAAGACCAGCUGGUGAAGAGACUGGAGGACUUGGUGAAGAAGCACACGGUGGAAAUCAAAUCAGUCCGCUCAUCAGUGGAGGCUGAGAGGAAGAGGCUGCAGAAGGAAGUAGAAACACAGCUGGAAGACGUGAAGAAGAAAUCAGAAAAUGAAAUAAAGCAGCUGGAAGAAGAGAAAGCGGCCCUGAGCGUGAAGCUCCAGAAUUCGCUGCUUGAGGUUUUAAGACUGGAAGAAUUUAUCCAACAGCAUAAGGUAUGUCCCCCGAGAGGCGAUGACAGGUCCCCGGAAGUGGACUGCCAGCACUGCAGCAUUUUGGACACCCAGGAUCCAUGCUUGAAGUCGAAUGAACCUUCUCAGACUCUGCCCAGAGGGGAGGACCAUCAAGAUAAGUUAGCAGCUGAAGAAGGAACCAGCAGCGAUGAAGAGGAGAGGAUCGAAGCGCCCCUCAAGGAGGGAGGUGACCCGCUGCUUCCACUGGGCUCUUUGCUGGAGGAGAAGGCCCCGGAAAUCCAGCGUCUGCGGGAGGAGUGGCAGAGCCAGAAGGCCAGAUUUCAAGCCCAGAUCUCACAGAUGCAGCAGGCCCUGGAGCAGUGCGCCAGCGACCACAGGGAGGACCUGCGGGAGCUCAGGCAGCUCUCGGAGCAGGAGAGGGGGCAGCUGCAGCGCCAGCUCCAGGAGACGGUCCAGCAGAACCAGGCGACGAAGGCGCAGCUCGAGGCUUCCCACCAGCGAGCCCUCCGCAUGCUUGAGAAGGCCAAGAACCAGGAGCUCAAGGCCACCGAGGAGCGCUUGAAGAAGGAAUCCAGCCACAGCCUUCAGAUCCAGCACCAGGCGCACCGGCUGGAGCUGCAGGCCUUGGAGGAGAAGGCCCGGCAAGAGCUCCAGGGGGAGCUGGAGCGGGUGCAGGCCCAGCAGGGGCUGCUGCUAGAGUCCCUGAGGCAGGAGCUGUCGGAGCAGCGGGCUGCCUGCUCUGAGCACCAGAAGGACUUGGAGGCACUGCAGGCUGAGCUGAGGGCCCUGGGCAGCUUGGACCAGCGGCAGGCCAUCACCCUGAGUCCUGGGGACAGCGAGGACCACGCCGGCACCGCAGAGGAGGCGGGCAGCCCCGGCCAGACGGGGUCCCCGAAGGGCGCUGCUGAGCAGGAGCCCCGCGAGGGAUGCGGCCUCCGGGAGGAGAACUCGGAGCUGAAGGAGGAGGUGCGGCGGCUGCAGGCGGAGGUGGAACAGCACCAGCAGGAGGCGCUGCAGCUCCGCGACCAGCGCAAGCGGCUGGAGGAGGAUCAGCAGGCCCAGCGGGCCCGGGAGGUGGAGCUGCUACGCCAGGAACACCGGAAGGAGAUGCAGGCCAUGGUGGCGGAUUUCAGCAGCGCUCAGGCCAGGCUCCAGGCCCGGCUGGCUGCCCUGGAAACUGAACCGAAAGACUCCGGAGAGAAGCCAGGGAAGGGGGCGUCCAGGCCAGAGGACGUUCAGCUCAUAGGCCGUCUGCGGACCCGCUUGAAGGAGAGAGAGGAGGUCAUCAGGCAGCUCACGGAGGAGAGAAGAUUUCACUACGCAGCGUUCCCCAGUGCAAUGUCCCAUCGGAAUCGGUCCUUCUCUUUCAAUCCUCACCCCGGGUAUCUGACCCCUUCCAUGAAGAAAAAGAAGGUGGAGGAAGUGCCCAGCCGAGUGGUCAGCGUGCCAAACCUUGCCUCCUAUGCCAAGAACUUCCUGAGUGGCGACCUGAGCUCCAGGAUCCAUGCCCCUCCGAUAACUAAGUCGCCCAGCUUGGACCCAGGCCCCAGCUGCGGCCGACCCUACAAACCCACCCCAUCUCCAGAUGUGAAAACUGCCACAAGGACACAAGAUGAUGAAACAGCCCAGCCCAAAGAAAUCCAGCAGAAACAGGGCUCUGCCCACCAGGAAUGGUUUACCAAAUAUUUUUCUUUCUAAACUGAUCCUUGGGAUACAUCACAAAGAGGACAUUUGAAUAACAUUUCUUUUGAAACAUCUGAAUGAGGGAAUGAACCAGAAAACCAGUCAACCAAAUAACUUGCUUGUGUAUGAUUUACAUGUAUGGCUAGAACAAAUUCUUGCAUUAACAUUUCAUACUGUUUCAUUGUGACAUUAAGUUAAACAAGCCAGUGUUACCAGAUUAGCUCCCACAGGAAAACGCUGUUAACGUUACUGAUGACCUACAUGUAAUAUAUCCAGUGUCCAUAGAUUGCACUCCGCCUUGUGGAACAGCAGACUCUGUGAUAUCCAGGGUCUACUUUUAAAGUGAUUCAUUUUUCCUAGGAUGCUGGGCAUCUUCACUUGAAAAGUGCUCCUAUGGAAAUGAUACAAUUCCAAAGUGUACAUCUAACCUCAAUAGGCAGAGGAAUAAAACAAAGGUCAAAAAUAACCAGGAAAGCCAAUUUAAAAAAAAACAAACAAAGAAACUACUGAGAAUGGACUGUAGCAGACCCUGGCAUACCUGAAUCAAGUGUUUUGUCUUCCUAGGUCCAGGACAAGUAGAUUACAGAGGGCAUAACACCUACCUCAAAGGGGGCUUUCUGAAGCAAAGUAAAAUAAUAUGGGUGACGCUACCAAUCGUGAAUUGCAAUUAAGCUUUGCCAGGAUUUUUCUGUGAAUAACCGAGCUUUGCCCUGUCAUACAUCUCCGUUUCAAAGACUGUAGCAUCGACUUGGUCAUUUGUGAAGGAUUCUAGAUUAUCUGUUCUUUGAAGUCAAAGCUCUACUGAAUCUCUAGUCUUGCCCCCUGGUGCGUGACUUCCCCACUGCAUGGGUGCUCAGCAGGUCAAAGAGAACUGGGCGUGACCUCGCUGCAGUCCACACUGAGCCGUCUGACCCUCUGACAGAGCAGUGUGAUUUGACAAGACUCAAUACAACUUCUAGUGAGAAAAAUAUGUUAAUUCUUUGGUGCUGGCCCAGCAGGUGGCCCAUAAACAACUAUUUAUCCUAUGCACUGUCAAAUCUUUGCUCUUUGAAUAAAACUUUAAACAA
Messenger RNA from Vicugna pacos (alpaca), 4321 nucleotides. RefSeq names its product family with sequence similarity 184 member B (gene FAM184B). The record is from RefSeq and is a predicted model, not a curated record. Lineage: Eukaryota; Metazoa; Chordata; Mammalia; Artiodactyla; Camelidae.